This is a messenger RNA of Vitis riparia (riverbank grape), 1704 nucleotides long. Its product is annotated as twinkle homolog protein, chloroplastic/mitochondrial-like. The record is from RefSeq and is a predicted model, not a curated record. Gene Ontology annotation, molecular function: single-stranded DNA binding; 5'-3' DNA helicase activity. Bases 304 to 1182 code for a protein of 292 amino acids. NCBI's taxonomy places the organism in Eukaryota, Viridiplantae, Streptophyta, Magnoliopsida, Vitales, Vitaceae. The transcript is spliced from 11 exons.
AUGACAGAGUGGUAGCGCGAGGGUGAAGAUUUCAAAUACGAUAUUUAGAUGCCCUUAAUGCCCUAGCAAGGAUGAUCGAGAUUCCGGUGCAGGGUUGUUAAUGGUGGAGAACAUCAGAGAGAACAAGCGGAGGAAUUUUUCCAGAGAGGACACGCACAGGAUUUUUAGAGAGAGAAUAAUUUUUUUUUUUCCGGGGGAGGACACGUGCAGGAAUUUUGGAGGAGAGCAAGGGACAUCGGAUGGAGAUCGAGUUGCCACUUUAAUCACCAAGAGAGGAUUUUCUCUUUCACUUCACAGUAAGAAAUGGAGAGAGCAAGCAUGGAGGAAGGUCUUCUUGUGGAAGAAAAAACUGCUGAUAAAUAUGGCGGCAUUGGUGGCAGUGACGAUGGUGAUUCCUCCUCUUCCAUCACAGCUGUUGUUGUCAUGACAAUCCCAGUGACUCGGCUUUCUGUGUUUUCCUUUACCCUCUCAGGGAUUAUGCUGUAUGGGUGUGUCAUCGAGGAAGAUGUGGGUGGAGAGUUUAUUAUUGCAUUUACUUAUCGAAGAAAUGGGGUGCUUGUGAGUUGCAAAUAUCGGGAUGUUAACAAGAAUUUUUGGCAGGAAAAGGACACUGAGAAAAUAUUCUAUGGUGUGGAUGAUAUAAAGGAAGCAAGUGAUAUAAUCAUUGUUGAGGGUGAAAUAGACAAACUUUCAAUGGAAGAAGCUGGAUUCUACAAUUGUGUGAGUGUCCCUGAUGGAGCGCCUCCGUCAGUUUCUACAAAAGUGUUCAAAUCUGAGGAAAAGGACAUAAAAUAUCAGUAUCUAUGGAACUGCAAGGAGUACCUGGAGAAGGCAUCUCGCAUUAUACUUGCAACUGAUGGGGAUGAACCUGGUCUUGCCUUAGCUGAAGAACUUGCUCGCCGCCUUGGAAGAGAAAGAUGCUGGCGAGUAAAAUGGCCUAAGAAAACUGAAGUUGAACAUUUCAAAGAUGCGAAUGAGGUGCUUAUGUAUUUAGGACCUGAUGUUCUGAAAAAAGUAAUUGAGAAUGCUGAGAUAUAUCCUAUUCAAGGAUUAUUCAACUUUAGCCAUUACUUUAAUGAGAUUGAUGCAUAUUAUCAUCACACUCUUGGUUUUGAGCUUGGUGUUUCAACUGGAUGGAGGGCUCUGAAUGGAUUAUACAAUGCACCCAAGGUGAAGAGGUAAACGCCUAUGACAUUGAUGUCAUUACCAUCAGAGGCUUGAAUGCGGUCACUAACUUUGAUGUGAGUAGCUAUGAUGUUCACAACAUACUACUGAGCAUUACAUUGACCAUUUUUGUUGCUGCAAAGCGAUUUAAAGAUGCUGAGCAUGUUGAAAUGACUAUAGAUGGACAGAUGACAGUUGAUGAAAUCAGCUCAUAGCUGAUGGCUGGGUUCAUACAGCUUGGAAGGAUGGAAGAACAUAUUAGAUAUGGGGAAGAAGAGAUUGGAGGGGGGUGGGGUACAGAAAAGGAAAAUGGGACAUGCCUUGCAUCAUGCUCUCCAACUAUGAUAUUUUUUUCACUUCAAUGGGAUACAAUUAUAAGCUAUAAUAUCUUUUCACUUCAAUGCAUGUACCCCUAUUAUUGCAACCUUGAAAAGCCUAGAAAAUGGGCAACAAGUUUGAAACCAUGUUUGUAUCCUUGAUUUUGCAAUUCAAAGAAUGAAAAUGAAGCAAUUUUAUGGAGAAUGGUUUUCUCUAGAUUCA